AUGGAAUUCGACUCGGUUGACGUUGGUUUCUUUCUGGACUGUUCCUACUUUCCUCCAUUAUUUAUGCGUCGCCGAAGAGAGGCAUCGAAGGAGAAGGAAAGCAAAGCUAAAAAAGGAAGAAGAGGUUUACAGAGACAGACCACCAACACAAGCAGCGUCUUCUACAUCAGUGGGGGGACAAAUGAGGUGGCAAUUGGAACGUCAACAUCCCCUUUGGUGGCAUGGAUGGAAUGGAAAGACCAAGAAGACAUAUUCUUGUUCGCCACCCACACAUACGCAUGCCGAAUGCUAUACCAUCCUCCCUCUCCACCAUAUCGCCAUCGCCCUCGGAGAGGUACUGGUGGCGGAGGAGAAGAUAAGAAGACCAUGGCUUGCUUGGUUCAUCGACCUCGGAAGCUUGUGCAACUUUCGCUGCUGGGGUUCCUGCUGCUUCCCUUCUUGUUUCUGGUCGUGCUGAAGCCGCGGUUGGAUCCUUCCUCCCUCCUGAGUUUGCAGGUCUCCGUGAGAUCGAGUAUACGAAUCGAAGUGGUCGAAGAGAAGACAAGCAGUUCAGAUGAACAUGAUGAUAAAAUGAUGGACAUGCCAAAUGCUUUAGAAUCACAACCGGAAGAGAAGAAAUCAGUAUCAUACGCAGCAGAAAUGGUGCAACCUCUUCCUCCUCCUCCUCCUCCUCCGCCGCCCCUUCAGCAAAAUCACAAUGAGACAGAAAUAGAGAGUGCUGCAGUGAUACGAAUACCAAAUGCCACCAAAGUUGAGGAAGAAGCCACACGUUACUCUGCAGCAGCAGUUCCCAGCAGCAAGAUUUGGUGCGACUUCUCUCAGCGCCGAUCGGACACCUGCACCCUGCAUGGUGACGUGAGGGUGCUCGGCUCCUCCGUUCUCUUGGUGAAGACGUCCGCCGAUGCCUCGUCGGAGGAGACGACAUGGCGGAUCAAGCCAUACGCCCGGAAGUGGGAAACGCCCGUCAUGGAACUCAUCAGGGAGCUGCCCAUCAGGGUUGCUUCGGAAGCCUCGGAGACCCCGAACUGCACCGCUCGUCACGCCGUCCCUGCCGUCGUCUUCUCCACAGGUGGGUUCUCGGGGAAGAACUUCUUCCACGACUUCAGCGACGUCCUCAUCCCUCUCUUCAUCACGUCUCGCCGAUACCACGGCGAGGUCCAGUUCCUGGUGACCAACUUCAAUCCUCGUUGGAUCAACCGGUACGAGGCCAUACUGAAGCGGCUGUCGAACUACGAGGUCGUCGAUAUGGACCGAGACGACCGGGUGCGUUGCUUUCGGAACGCUCACGUUGGGCUGAUGAGUCACAGCGAGCUCGUCAUCGACCCUGCCAAAGCCCCAAACAACUACUCCAUGGCCGACUUCAGAGAGCUCCUGAGGUCCUGCUUCUCUUUGAGGAGGAAGUCGGUGAGGGUGGGCGGCAGCAGCAAGCCGAGGCUUCUGCUCAUGCUUCGCAAGGGGUCGCGGUCGUUGACCAACAAAAGGGAGGUCGUGUCGGUGGCUCGAAGGUCGGGUUACAGAGUCGUGGUCGCCGGGCCGGAGCAGACGAAGAACUUGUCGCGGUUCGCGGCGGUCGUCAACUCCUGCGACGUGAUGGUGGGGGUUCACGGGGCGGGGCUGACCAACAUGAUCUUCCUGCCGGCAAACGCGACGCUGAUCCAGAUAAUCCCAUGGGGCGGGCUGAGGUACGCCUGCAACCAUGACUACGGGGAUCCCACCGCGGCCAUGGGCAUCAGGUACUCGGAGUACGAGGUGAGGCAGGAAGAGAGCUCGCUGGUGAAGCAGUAUCCGAGAGACCAUCCGGUGUUCACGGACCCUCAGUCGAUACACAGGCAAGGUUGGAACGCUCUGUGGUCCGUCUUCCUCGACAGGCAGAGCAUAAAGCUGGACGUAAGAAGGUUUAGGGGCGUACUGCAGGAAACGAUUCGGUCCCUCCCGCGUUAGAAGAAGAUUGGCUUCGAUUCGUGAUUCGUUGGGGUGUGGUGAUGCGUAGACAAACUGUACCAACAAUUACUUUCAGGAAUAUUAUGCUACAAGCGGUGAAUACGAAGUACGACAUACUCUUUUAUCA
This is a messenger RNA of Musa acuminata AAA Group (dessert banana), 2068 nucleotides long. Its product is annotated as beta-1,2-xylosyltransferase XYXT1. The transcript is spliced from 6 exons. NCBI's taxonomy places the organism in Eukaryota, Viridiplantae, Streptophyta, Magnoliopsida, Zingiberales, Musaceae. The record is from RefSeq and is a predicted model, not a curated record. Bases 1 to 1941 code for a protein of 646 amino acids. Gene Ontology annotation, molecular function: glycosyltransferase activity.